Tripterygium wilfordii is the source of this 1529-nucleotide messenger RNA. Its product is annotated as pyrrolidone-carboxylate peptidase-like. The record is from RefSeq and is a predicted model, not a curated record. Lineage: Eukaryota; Viridiplantae; Streptophyta; Magnoliopsida; Celastrales; Celastraceae. The transcript is spliced from 4 exons. Gene Ontology annotation, cellular component: cytosol. Gene Ontology annotation, biological process: proteolysis. The coding region runs from base 641 to 1252 and encodes 203 amino acids. Gene Ontology annotation, molecular function: pyroglutamyl-peptidase activity.
GAUGUCCAGUUGUUGUUUUUUUCCCUCCUUUUUUCUUGUUUCUCUACGUUAAUUUUUAUGAGUUAUUGGAAAUUUGAAGACUCUGUUACUCUGAGGUAGAUUUUCUCGGAUUUUCCUUUCUGGUUUAUUGGAUACUUGCAUUAUCUGGCUGUUUGAUCGCUUUGAUGUUUUGGGUUCCGGUGAUUUAAAUCUAAUUCUCUCAUUAAAGGGGACGUUUUAAAAGACUAUAGUUUGUCAUCAGAUGGGUUGUGCGAUCUGAUUGUUUGAUUUGUCUAAUUUUUGUCCUCGCACUGAAUGUUACUAAAAGAAGAAGAAGAAAUUAAAAGUCUAUUUCUUUUAGUGUUUUUACAUUACGUCCAAGCAAAUAUUGAGAAAAAGUUGGGGGCUUUCGGAUGCAUUGGUGUUGUAUUUGUGGUGGAUUGUUGUUUUGUUGUUUGUUGUGGUACAGCAACCAUCAUUAAGUACUUGAUAGUCUAUAUUAGUCCUGGAGAGUACCAUAACAUUUGGUAUAAUUUUGAAUAGUAGGUUCACCAAUUUCAGGAACUGUGAAAAGAACCACAUAGAGCUUUCAAGUGUUGAAAUUUUAUUCAAAAUUUGAUGCUAUAACCGCUGACGAUUUAAUCUCGAUAACAUUCUAGUCAUGGGGUCUGAAGGGCCUCCAGCAAUAACAAUCCAUGUGACAGGGUUUAAGAAGUUUCAUGGAGUUUCAGAGAAUCCAACUGAGAUCAUUGUCCGCAACCUUAAAGAGUACAUGACUAAGAAGGGUUUGCCAAAAGGCGUAAUUCUUGGGAGUUGCUGCAUCCUUGAGACUGCUGGCCAAGGAGCCCUUGUUCCCUUAUAUCAGACAUUGCAAUCUUCUAUAAGUUCGAAAGAAUCAGAAUCUUUGAGUCCUGGAAGAGUUAUUUGGGUGCACUUUGGAGUUAAUAGUGGCGCAACAAGAUUUGCUAUUGAGCAUCAAGCUGUUAAUGAAGCUACUUUCCGUUGUCCUGAUGAGAUGGGAUGGAAACCUCAGACUUCUCUUCCUGUUGAGGAUAUCACCAAGGCCUUGGCAAAGCAGGGUUACGCAGUGAUGACCUCUGAUGAUGCUGGCCGUUUUGUAUGCAAUUAUGUUUACUACCAUUCCCUUCGCUUCGCUUCGCAGAGUGGAACCAAAUCACUCUUUGUACAUGUACCUCUCUUCAUGACCAUAGACAAAGAAACCCAAAUGGGAUUUGUUGCUUCCUUGCUGGAGGUGAUUGCUUCUUUACAGUAGCUAUCUACACCUCGUCUGCUGACAUAUCAUGUCCAGAAGCUUAAUGCAGUACUGCUGUUUACCGUGUUUGAGUUGGCGGGUGAGUUAUUGAAAUUGAAAUGCUUUAGUAAACGGAUGAGUGUAUGUCAAUGGAAAAUUGUAUUUUGUGGCACAUUCUUGUCAUCUAUUUUGAUGUUUCUGGAAUGGUUUCCGCCACUUCUUGAAAGGUCUUGAAAUCGUCCUUGUUAAUAUAUGAAUAAUGCUCCAGUUUCUUUUGUCUCAAACGACAUUGCUCCUU